GAAAGCUGGUGUUGUAAUUCUGAGGCAUUGUCCAUGUUUUUCCAGAAUGUUACAAGUUAUUCAGUAAGGUCUGAUAUUUUUUAUGCUUUUGGGGAAUGCAAGUAUAUUUUGCUUUAUCCUGUUUUAUUAUUUUAAGAUUUAUUAAUUUUAUUAUGUUUUGAAAGUUUACUGCAACAGCAUUUUGCUCAGGUGUCCCUAUAACAUGGUGAGCCAUCACUAGAGGGUGUGAUCGUGGAAGUUGCAUGUGAUGACGUCAUUAACUCCACCAUGUAAAAGAAUAUUAAUAAUACUAUGGAGAAAACAAAUGUGAACAUUAAGGAAGAGGACUGUGAGUGGGAGUCGGUGCACUUUCCUCAAGAGUGUGCCAGCAUCAAAGUGGAGGGUUCUGAAUGGAGACAGAUAGACGGUAAUGAAGAAUCUGAGCCAGCAGCUAAUGAGACUGCCCUGGAGAAAAGUGCAGUUGUAGAAGGCAUCAAAGCAGAAGACAUCAAAUCUGAGUCUCUCCCUCGGGAUAUCUGUCCAAGUGAAGAGCUAAUGGGAACAGGCUUCACAGAAAGUAGAUCUCUCUCUCUCUUGAGCCAUAUUGUCCAAGUGAAGAUGGAACCCUUGGGUUAUGACAUCCAAAGGACUGAGAGAGCAUCAUGUUCAAAUCAUUCUGUAGAAGAUUUACAUGAGAGUGACUGUGUCUCUCCACCAUCAUAUUCUCAUACCUCCCUUCAGUGCAGGCCACGGCACACACAACCUAAUGAAAAUAUGAAGAUACUCACAUCUGACUCAGAGAUUCUGAUACCAGCUAAUUUACAGUAUAUGUCUGUGCCAAUGGUGACUGUGACAACAGUUGACACAAUCAGCACUCAACCACAAGUGCAAGGUUCAGAUUCAACAGCUUCGGAUGUCUGCCCAGAUAUCAGGGAAACCUUUAAAUGCAAGUUUAAAUACAAAGAUGAUCCGAGUAGUUUUAUACGACGGAAGCCAUAUUGUUGUCCUGAAUGUGGAAAAGAAUUCUCUCACAAUAGCCAGCUUCAGAUCCACAUAAGAAUUCACACUGGAGAAAAACAAUAUUGCUGUUCUGAAUGUGGUAAACGAUUCUCACAGAUGAACAAUCUUCAAACUCACAUAAGAAUUCAUACAGGAGAGAAACCCUAUUGCUGUUCUGACUGUGGCAAACGAUUCUCCACCAGGAGCAGUUUUCAGAAACACAAAAGAAUUCACACUGGAGAGAAGCCAUAUUGCUGCCUUGAAUGUGGCAAACUAUUCUCACAAAUAGGACAUCUUCAGAUCCACAGGAGAAUUCACACUGGAGAGAAGCCAUACUGCUGCCUUGAAUGUGGCAAACGAUUCUCAGAAAUGAGAUGCCUCCAGGAGCAUACAAGAAUUCAUAAUGGUGAGAAGCCGUAUGGUUGCACUGAGUGUGGCAAAAAAUUUUCACGAAUGAACAGUCUUCAAAAACAUACAAGAAUCCAUACUGGAGAGAAGCCGUACUGCUGUUCUGAAUGUGGUAAAUUAUUCUCCAGCAAUAGUAAUCUUCAUAAACACAUAAGAAUUCACACUGGAGAGAAGCCAUAUGCCUGCUCUAAAUGUGCCAAACAAUUCUCCAGCAGUACUAGUCUACAGAUCCACACAAGAACUCACACUGGAGAGAAACCAUAUGGCUGUACUGACUGUGGAAAACGAUUCUCAGUAAUGAGAAAUCUUCAGACCCACACAAGAAUUCACACUGGGGAGAAACCUUACUGCUGCUCUGAUUGUGGAAAGCGAUUCUCAAUCAGCAGCAGUCUACAGAAACACACCAGAAUUCACACACAUUGUAGUGCCCAGAAUGAGGAAAGUAGGCAGAAGGAGUGAGUAGUACUGUAUGUGCAGCAGUGACACUCCAAACUAUUCAAGCCUUGAUUGACUCCAUGAGAUGUGCUGCUUUGAUUUUAGGUCUGUAUUAAAACUGUUCAAUUUGAAACUUCUUGCAUAGUAUGGGAAAGAUCAUCCAUCUUGGUUGAUGACAUCAUCCAUCCAUCCAUCCAUCCAUUUUCCAACCCGCUGAAUCCGAACACAGGGUCACGGGGGUCUGCUGGAGCCAAUCCCAGCCAACACAGGGCACAAGGCAGGAAACAACCCUGGGCAGGGUGCCAACCCACCGCAGUGAUGACAUCAUGCCACAUCAUUUCCUGACAUAUUUAUUGCUAGCAAACAAAGCACAGCCUAGCUAACACCAAUAUGUCUGUUGAUCUAAAACUUGAGGCUAAAAUUAUAAGCAGAUUAAUAAAGAAACACACAAUAAUAAAAAAAAAUCCUAUCUAAAGCAGGGUCUUGGAGUGGGCCCAUGGCAGGAACAAUUCUUGGACAGGAUACCAGCCCAUCGCAGGAUGAACACGCACACUGGAGCCAAUGUAGCAUCUCCAAUUCACCUAACGUGUUUGUCUUUGGACUGUGGGAGGAAACCCAUGCAGACAUGGAGGUAUAUUGCAAACUACACAGGUAGAGUUUUAACCCCUGUCUCCUUAUUGAGAGGCAGCCUUGCUACCACUGUGCCACUAUCAAAACAAGCAAUGAUAAUUAUGCAGCAAUGGCUGAAAUUUAGGAAAAAACACAGCAAAAUCAGUACAAAGGCCAGAUGGGCAGUUUUACUGGCCUCACCAACAUGGAAAGGGUUAACCCACGUAAAUGAGGCUAAAUAAAGAAAUUAAGAGGUCUGGGCACAGACCAGUGGUCAACCAAAAAUUAAGAGGAGAGCAGGCCUUGCUACGGUCCCAUACUAAAUUCUCAGUUUCUGGAUAAAGUAUAUGUCAGAAGGGCUUGUGCACAAAUGGUAUUGUCAAGAAUCCACAGGUGACCAGUUCAGGUUAUGGCCUCCUGUAAUCCACUAAGAGAAGAGGAUGAUAAAUUGACAGAAAAAAAGGCAAAGAUAAGAUCAAGGGGCUAUGAGAAUAGAAGGAGAAGCAGCCUGUUAUUAGGAGGAGGAGUGAUCUAAUAUUGUUUAAUAUGUCAAUAUCAGCCGAGAUGAGCAAAAAAAAAAAAAAAAAAGAGAGAAAACCACCAUAUUUAAAAAGAAAA
This is a messenger RNA of Erpetoichthys calabaricus (reedfish), 3048 nucleotides long. Its product is annotated as zinc finger protein OZF-like. Lineage: Eukaryota; Metazoa; Chordata; Cladistia; Polypteriformes; Polypteridae. The record is from RefSeq and is a predicted model, not a curated record. The coding region runs from base 292 to 1845 and encodes 517 amino acids. The transcript is spliced from 3 exons.